AUGUCAUCGGCGAAGAACCUCGUCGAAUUUCCCGACGUGGAGGCGAAGCUCCAGAAACCGUCCAAGCAAUCCGCUUUCGAGAAACAGAGAGCUGAGGCAGAAGCGAAAAAGGCCCGCGAGGCUGCCGAGACUGCCGCAGUAUACCAGGACUUUGUCAAGAGCUUUGAUCAUGACGAUGACGAUGACACGACCACCGGCCGAUUUGGCUCGAUGCCUUCACAAAGACCUCCGCCCAAGGCCGCUGGGUUUGGCGGCGCUCCGUUGGGCGCACCUGCGCCAUCCAAGCGGCACUUUGGCGCAUCCAAUCCCAAGAGCGGCCCAGGUAGUCUAGGUCCUAAUUCAAGCUUCAAGAGCGGCCCGGGAAGCUUGGGGCCCCCGCCAGGGUCGCUGGGGAGGAAGAGAGGCUUCGACGCGCACCGACAAGAGAGGGACAGAGAUGGUAGACUUGGGUUCGAUCAAAGGGAAGAACCGAUGUCGGUCGCCAAGGUCUUCCACGACAGUGACGAUGAGGACGAAGGCAAAACAGACUCCAGAGCCGAGGAAAUUGCAGUGGCCAGGCCUACGUUGCGUCUUUCUCAAUUGCCGCCUGGAACAUCUCCUGCCUUUAUCAAGUCAAUGAUCCCGACAAGCCUAAAUGUCGAACACGUCAAGAUUUUACCACCUAUGGGACCUUCUGGUACAGAGAAGAAAUGCGCCGUGGCUAUUGUCACACUGUCGCCAGACACACCGGCAACAGAUAUUGACGCAGUCGUAAGCUUGCUACAAAAUCGAUAUCUCGGUUACGGCUGUAACUUGUCAUUACACCGGCAUCUGUCCUCAGCAGUGGCCACAACAACAACAACAUCGACACUGGGUGGCACAUCUGCCGGAUCGCAGCCUUUUGGUGCCAAACCUGUGUCGCAGCAGACAACGCCUGGUAAUGCGACAACGCAACAUGCCUUCCAUCGAGGAUUUGCACCGCCAACCUCGUACGGGCCGAAUAUUGGUGGACCAGUCAACCGGAGCAGUAUUCUUCAUGUGCCUGUGAAGCCUCCAAACGAUGUCAAGAUGGUGCAGCUCAUCAACAAGACCAUUGAGUCGGUCCUCGAGCACGGCGUGGAGCUGGAGGCUCUAUUGAUGAGUCGCCCUGAGGUACAGCGGGAGGAGAAGUGGUCUUGGAUCUGGGACGCUCGAAGCGAAGGAGGCAUCUGGUACCGAUGGCGGCUGUGGGAGAUCAUCACAGGAGCGUCUGCUUGGAGCAAUAAGGGACGAUAUCUGCCGCUUUUUGACGGCAGUCACGCCUGGAAAGCCCCAGAGAAAGGUCUACCGUUCGAGUUCGUCACCAAAAUUGACGAGUUCGUGUCCGACUCGGAGUAUAACUCCUCAGAUGACGAGGACUUUGACGGGGAGAACCGCGAGAAUCAGAACCAGGGGCCUGAAGCAGAGGCUACUUUCCUGAACCCCCUUGACAAAGCAAAGCUGACCCAUCUCUUAUCGCGCCUGCCCACCACUUUAUCCAAAAUUCGGAAAGGAGAUGUUGCCCGAGUGACAACAUUCGCUCUUACGCAUGCAAGCCGGGGUGCCAAGGAAGUCGUCGACAUGAUCGUCUCGAACGUCGAGAAGCCGUUUGCACUAACGGCAGCCAACCCAGAGUUGCGGUCGAAUGGCAAAGAGAAGGGUAGACAAAGAGAUUAUUCAGAGCCUCCUGGGCCAGGGCCUGAGCCGGAGGAGAAAGCUGAGAAAGAGGGUCCCGAAGCCAGCGGCGCAAGCCUUGUGGGCCUAUACGUUGUCAGCGACGUGCUGUCCGCCUCUUCUAGUAGCGGCAUCCAACGUGCUUGGCGUUAUCGACAAAUUUUCGAAGGAGCACUCAAAGAGCGCAAGGUUUUUGAGGGCUUGGGUUUAAUGGCAGAGAGGCUAAACUGGGGCAGGCUCAGAGCUGAGAAGUGGAAGCGAAGCAUUGGUCUAGUUCUGAGUCUUUGGGAAGGCUGGUGUGUCUUUCCGACGGAGAGUCAGGAGUUGUUCGCCAAAAGCUUCGAAAACCCGCCAUCAUCGAAGACACAGAAGCAGAUCGAAGAUGACGAGGCAAAGAAAAGCAGAUGGAAGGUGUUUGAUAAGACGUCGGCACCAGCCGCCGAAGUUGCCACAACGAGCACUCUUGACCAGAGAGUGUCAGAGCCAAUGGCCGACAAGGAGGAGGAGGAGGAGGAGGGGGAGGGGGAUGUCGAAGGCGAACCGAUGGAUGAGGAGGACAUUGCCGGCGAACCUAUGGAAGAAGACGAUGUCAUGGGUGAGCCAAUGAGCGAGGAGGAUGUGGAGGGUGAACUCAUGGCAGACGACGAUGUCGAGGGGGAGCCGAUGGAAGAGGACGCGACCGAAACGGCAAAGGAUCAGCCAUCAUUCGGCGAGGCCACCAGCAAGGCAGAAAGAGCGGCAGAGACCGCGGAGAUUGACGACACACACACUGUCGGACGUGUACAGCUAUCAACCCAGUCGAAGGGCCAGACCAGGAAACGAAUGCGAGCAGUGGACAUGUUUGCUGACUCUGGGGAUUCGGAUGAGGGUAACUAG
This is a messenger RNA of Colletotrichum orchidophilum, 2547 nucleotides long. Its product is annotated as coatamer subunit protein. Gene Ontology annotation, biological process: RNA processing. Gene Ontology annotation, molecular function: RNA binding. NCBI's taxonomy places the organism in Eukaryota, Fungi, Ascomycota, Sordariomycetes, Glomerellales, Glomerellaceae. Gene Ontology annotation, cellular component: nucleus. The coding region runs from base 1 to 2547 and encodes 848 amino acids. The transcript has a single exon. The record is from RefSeq and is a predicted model, not a curated record.